AUGAAACUGCUGCGUUGCAUUAUAUUGUUUUUCUUAUCGACAAUUUUGAAUAAACUUUCCAUUUUGCCUAUCCAACGUGUACACUGUUUAGGAGACAAAGAUUAUAAAAAUGAUAUAAGUAGAUAUUUAAACCGAGGGUUUAGUAGAAUCGAAUUGGAUCAUUAUCUGUCUGAAACAGCACAGUUAUUCGAAUGGUCUUUUGAUCAGUAUAUGAAGUAUGGGUACCCAUUCGAUGAAGUUUUGCCAAUGAGUUGCAAACCCAAGACAAGGAAUUACAAGGAUGCUAGUGAUACCGUGACGAAUGACGUAUUGGGAAAUUUUUCAAUAACAUUAAUUGAUUCACUAACCACUUUUGCAGUUAUGGGUAAUCGAGAAGGCUUCCAUAAGUAUGUUGACUUAGUUGAUGAAGUAGUACCGAUUGAUUUUUCUGAAGUUGACAGUACCAUUCAAGCAUUUGAAAUUACCAUUAGAGUUAUCGGUGCGUUUCUUAGUGCUCAUUUGUACGCCACAGACCCUAGUAAGAAAGUUUUUUAUCCGAGUUAUAACGGGCAUUUAUUAACCAGAGCUAAAAACUUAGCAGAUAGAAUAUUGCCAAUAUAUUUAACACCGUCCAACUUACCAUUGCCCAGGAUUAAUUUAAAAAGUGGUGUACAAAAAUUGAGUUUAGAAUCACCAGAAUUACUAAUAGAAAACAAUCCUGUUGCAAUGGCAUGCCCUAUGUUUGAAUUUACUUUAUUAUCUUAUUUAACAUUAGAUUCGAAAUAUGAGUUAAUAACGAGAUAUGCCUUUAAUAAGACGUGGGAAUUAAGAACCAGAGUGAAUCUAUUAGCAUCUUCAUUUGAUCCAGUUAGCAUGUCCAUGAACCUACCAUACACAGGGAUUGGUGCAUCGAUUGAUUCCUUUUACGAAUAUGCUUUGAAAGGCUCAAUUCUAUUUGAUGACGACCAUCUAUAUCAAGUUUGGAAAGACAGUUUUAACGGGUUACAAAAUUAUUCUGAAUAUUUGUGGUGGUACAAUAACAUCAAUGUUAUCAAUGGAGGUGCCUCUUAUAUUUCAUGGAUCGAUUCCCUAAGUGCAUUUUUCCCCGGAUUAUUAGUUUUAGAUGGUCAAAUAGAUAAUGCUGUAUUGAAAAAUUUGUUUUUCACUAAAUUAUGGAAUUAUUAUGGAAGUAUUCCUGAAAGAUGGGUUUCCGAGCACAGGAAUUAUUAUUAUUAUUAUCAAGAUGACGAUGAUGGAGUUAGUAAUGCAACAAAAAAAAAACAACGGGGCUUAACCAUAAACGAUACAAUUGCAUUAGAAUGGUAUCCUUUGAGGCCAGAAUUAGUGGAAAGUACCUAUUUUCUUUACAGAGCCACAAAGGAUCCAAUAUACCUGAACAUAGGUGUAGAAAUAUUAGAGAGUUUGAAAACCAGAUUCAAGUGUGAAUGUGGCUUAUGCGGUUUGCAAGAUAUAGUCACUGGAGAGAGACAAGAUAGAAUGGAAAGUUUUGUUUUAGGUGAAACAUUAAAAUAUCUAUUUUUACUAUUUGAUGAAAAUAAUGAAAUACAUACCAAUUGUAAGAAUAAUAAUAUCCUAUUUAGUACAGAGGCGCAUCCAUUUUGGUUGGACAGUAAAGUUAAGAAGAAUUAUGAAAAAAAAAAAUAUUUGGAUUCUUCUGGAAUAUAUAAAUCUUUAUGUAAUAAAAUAAUAAAAGAAAGAGCAGGAUUAGACAAGGCAUCUUCUACUUUUGUUAAGGGUAGAAAGGAAUCGGUUCUGGAAAGAAUAUCGAGUAAACUAAGAUUUAAUAAGGUGGAUAGAAAGGAUGAUGAUAUCUCUGUUUUAACAGAAGCAAACGGUAACAGUGAAGGAAAUGGUACUGAAUCUUCUUCAAUUCAAGAUUCCAACUCAUAUGGAUCGUGUGAAGUAUACCAUGGCAAUGGAGACAUGAGUCUUUUGAGUUCUGAUUUGUUGAACAAUAAUAGUAUAAUGUUUGAGGUAGAUCGAAAGUAUUCUAGUGUUAUGAUUUCACCUGAUUACUGGCAUAAUGAACCGAUGGAGUUGAACAAAAAUUUUUACUGGAAGCAUAUUAACCGUGAGGGUGCCCAAUGUUUUAAAUAUUAUGAACCGUUGGAUAGCAUAAUGGAAACUGUUUUAGGUAGAUAUAGACAAUACUCUUUUGAUAAUAAAAUAUCAGAUGAAUUGUACAGGUCUAUAAUUGGUUCUAAAGUUUCCUUGGUGCCAUAUAAGGAUAUAAGCAUUGAGGAUUACCCAAGAUAUAUUAAGUAUCUAAACGGUAGUGAUACAUGCCUAAAAAAUGGUGGCAGUAACAUUAUUGGUGAUGGUGUGUUGACUUUAGUUAAAUUGGUAAAAAUUGAUGACACUUAUUAUUACACAAAUAAUAGGAAUAAGACACAAAUUGAUUUAGAGGAGGAUGUACCGAUAAUCCGGAUUGUAGAGGAAGAUAUGAUGAAAAAGGAAUCUACAUUUAAGGAUUACAUCCAUUAUUAUUAUUAUAAGGAUUUAUUUUUCAACAACAUAAUGAAAAAUAAUCUUUUGCUGAUGGGACCAUCGAAGCGUAAUGAUGGUGAACGACAAAAGUUUGAUAUAUAUGAUCGGAAUAUAAGAGAAUUGCAAGAAAUAUUCAGUAAAAAUAAUAAUAAUCAAAUGAUAAUAGAAUGCAAGUUUAUUGUUACUAAUGUUGAGUUUGUCUGA
Molecule: messenger RNA, 2691 nt
Organism: Saccharomycodes ludwigii
Lineage: Eukaryota; Fungi; Ascomycota; Saccharomycetes; Saccharomycodales; Saccharomycodaceae
Gene: MNL1
Product: alpha-1,2-mannosidase MNL1
Exons: 1
Coding region: 1-2691 (896 amino acids)
Biological process (GO): carbohydrate metabolic process; mannose trimming involved in glycoprotein ERAD pathway; endoplasmic reticulum mannose trimming
Cellular component (GO): endoplasmic reticulum; membrane
Molecular function (GO): mannosyl-oligosaccharide 1,2-alpha-mannosidase activity; calcium ion binding
Source: RefSeq, a predicted model, not a curated record